CACUUCGUUCGCAAGCAUCGCGCGGGUCAAGCAUCAUCAAAUGCCGGGUUGCGAUUUGACGCAGCUUUAGAUUCAACGGCGCGUCAAAAGAGUGUCGAACACGAUCCCCGUGCUUGAUCUCUCUUUUCACGAGUGCAUUUUCGCGUCGUCGCGUUUAAGAGUCGUCGUUCGCGUACACACACGAAUGAACAAUCCACCAAAUCGCUGUCCAUGUCACAUCCGUGCGACGUUCGACGUACAUCGGAGUCGGCCGUUUCGGAGUCCUGUGAUUAUCGCCAUCAAAUCGCGAGAUUCGAUUUAUUUACAUUUUCGCGAUAAAAGGGAAGCAAACGUGCGCUACGAUGCAUUCCUGAAGAAGACAGCGAGAUGUUUGGCAAUUGAUCGUGACACAAUCCCUCGCAAAGAAGUCGAAAAGUAAAACACAAUAUAUACGAGCAUAAUUCUCCUUAGCGAAUACGACGAAAGAUUGCGAGAAUUGUGUUUGUUGUAUUGCGUAGUAGUUGUUGCGUCCGAAGACGAGAAAUUCACAUCGUCCAAGGAGUUCUCACGGAGAGCGCAACGAGAUCAUCGCGCGAAUUAUCGCUUCCCGAAGUGGGAAACCGAUUCACAGCCGAAGAACAAACCUCAUCGAAUAACGUUCGGAAAGAAGGAGUAUUCUCGCGGAACUCGAUUAAGAACCUUUAUCUCAAAUUUACGAGCGAACGCAGAACCCAUCCCCGCCGACGAGCAGCAGAUCAGCGCAGAUCCAACAGGAAGACCUCGCCAAAAUUCGCCAAUCGACAGCAACUACGCCAACUUAAUACUCGACAAAACUUUCUGUCGAACGCAAAGACUCGAUAUCUGAUUCUUUUAACCAAGGCAGCUUCACCCACCCGCGCCGACAUCGUAGAAUGGUAGAAGGUGAACCCGACACAAAGUACAAUAUUAAGUGUGAUGUAAAAGACGAGCGGCUAAACGGUUGCGGUUCCAAGGAACUCGAACUUGCCCAUAUCGGAUUAAAGGGCAAAACACUCGAUCCAGAAAAGGGAUCCUAUGUUCAAGCUGAUUUCGAGAAAGCCAUCGAACUAAGCGAAUAUGGCAAGUUCCAUUAUUUCCUGCUCGCGGUGUGCGGCUUUGUCAGCACCAGCGAGGAGAUGGACGUGAUCUCCAUGUCCUUCAUCUUGCCGAGUGCGCAAUGUGACCUGAAGCUCGACACCCAAGCGAAAGGAUGGCUCAACUCAAUCAUCUUUAUUGGCAUGAUGGCCGGGGCGUACGCCUGGGGCUCCGUAGCGGACGCUCUCGGCCGUCGAAAGGUUCUGAUCGCCAUCUCGUUCAUGAACGCUCUGUGCAUCGUCGCCUCUAGCUUCAGCCAAAGCUACGAGCUCUUCAUGUUGUUUCGUUUCCUAAACGGUGCUGCGCUAGGUGGCAGCGGACCGGUCAUCUGGUCGUACUUCGCUGAGUUUCAGCCGAAGUCGAAACGCGGCUCCAUGUUGUCCUUUAUGGCGGCGUUCUGGACGUUGGGCAAUCUUUUCGUGGCUGGUUUGGCAUGGUUGAUCAUUCCUAGAGAAAUGGGUUUCACAAGCCCGUCGUUCACUUACAAUUCUUGGCGAAUCUUCCUGUUGAUCUGCGCUUUUCCGUCGUUCGUCGUGACGGGGUUGCUUCUGCUGCUCCCCGAAUCUCCCAAAUAUCUCCUGUCUUCCGGCAAGUACGAGGAGGCACUCGAAAUCUUUCGCAAGAUAUACGUCGUCAACACCGGCAAACCGCGUGACUCUUACACGGUAAAAGAACUGAUUCUCGAUGACUAUCAGAAGUCGAAUCUGAUCAAGGCUGAGGCCGAGGUCGAGAAGAGCAAAUUCAAGACCAUGUUAGGUGACAUCGUGGAAAACAGCAGACAGUUAUUCGUAACGCCCAUCCUUCGCUUCACGAUAAUAUCGAUCGUUAUCAAUUUCACCUUCCACAUCGGUUACUACGGGCUGAUGAUGUGGUUCCCGGAGCUGUUCAAUCGUUUUGACGAGUUCCAUCGCGAUCAGCCGGGCGUGGUGGCCUCGAUAUGUCAGGUCACCGACUACGUCGUCAACAAGGGCUCGCGCAGCGACGAGAACGUCUGCUCCGACAAGAUUGGAGCGUCCGUCUUCAUGGAGUCUCUUAUCACAGUGGCAUCCGCCAUACCCGCCAACAUCAUCGCUGUCUUGGGGAUGGAUCGUCUUGGGCGCAAAUUUUUUCUAGUGUUCAGCACAUUUUCAUCGGGAUUAUGCUCGGUCGGAUUAUACUUUGUGUACAAUAAGUAUCAAAAUCUCAUUGUGUCGGCCAUCUUCAGUGGUGCGAUCAGCUGCGGCAAUGCAGCGCUGGAUUGCCUGAUCACCGAAGUGUUCCCGACACAACUGCGCGCAACCGGCAUCGCCAUAUCAAUGGUUGCCGCUCGCCUCGGCGGGAUAAUCGGUAACAUUGUCAUAGCCCAACUCUUGGACAUGUACUGUCCGGCGCCGACCUUCAUAGUAGCUGCUCUCCUGAUUGGAGGAGGUUUGCUGUGCUUGUUCUUACCGAAUACAACACGCGAGCCGCUUUCCUGAUCCAAGUGAGAGCUUCAUUCCAGUUCUUGGUCAACAAUCUACGAUCGUCUAUACAUAUAUAUGUGUAUAUAUAUAUAUAUAUAUAUAUAUAUAUGUAUAUAUAGACCGUCUAUACAUAUAUAUAUAUAUAUAAAUUUUUUGUCGAGUAUUACUGAAUUUUAUAGUCUUUUAUCACAUUAUUUUUGCAAGUAGUAGAGAAUUAGAAUUUUUGUUGUUCGUAACAACAUUCGCUGAUUACAAAAAACCUUUGUUAGCGGAAGUUCAGCCAAACCCAGUUUUUGGCGUAACAAGAACAUGAACGUAGUGGUUAGUUUGAUACAGAGAUUUAGUCGAAUUUUAUACACAUAUUGAUAUUAGUCGUUUAAUUUAGAUACGGCAAUUAAAUUGGUGACUUUUAAAUUGCAAUAUUAUAAAUAAUCUAUUGUUCUUUGUACGUAAUUUGACGAACAUUACAUUUAUCGUAAGCAUACGUUGAAAGCAUAAAAAAAGAAAAAUAAAUAAAUAAAAAAAAGUCUGCGAAACACGCAAUCGAUAUCCCAAUAACAAACUGACUAUAAAAGAGUACAAUUAAACACAUCAUGUUGAACUUCAGGAUAGGAAGUGAAAAUAAAGUGAAAUAUUAGAAACUA
Molecule: messenger RNA, 3178 nt
Organism: Pseudomyrmex gracilis
Lineage: Eukaryota; Metazoa; Arthropoda; Insecta; Hymenoptera; Formicidae
Product: synaptic vesicle glycoprotein 2B
Exons: 10
Coding region: 891-2549 (552 amino acids)
Biological process (GO): transmembrane transport
Cellular component (GO): membrane
Molecular function (GO): transmembrane transporter activity
Source: RefSeq, a predicted model, not a curated record